AUGGGAAUAGCCGUUCUAGAAUGGUUACAUCGAAGAAUUAAGGAACCUGUUGCAGGAAAAGUUCUCAUGACAACAGUGCUCUGGGACUUGAAUCUUUAUUUCAAAAAAUCCUUUAUGUGCUCCUACACCAAGGAUGCUUUUUCUGUGAAAGUCUGGAGACGCUGCAGAGAGAGAGAAGAACUGCCAACUCUGUCCCAGGAGGAGCUGGAUCAGAUCCUGUGUCUGAACAACUAUUUCAUUUACAACACCAUCUGGGCUGUGGCACAGGCCUUACAUGCAGCCUAUUUGUCCAGAUCCAAGAGGACAAAGAUGGGAGGUGAUAAGAGCUUGGAAAUUCCACGGCUGAAGGCAUGGCAGCCCCUGCCUUCUUCCAGGUGUGUGAAAAGCUGCAGUCUCGGAUUCAGAAAAAUGACUCAGGAAGAAAAGCCCAUUUGCUGUUAUGAUUGCCUUCCCUGUCCUGAAGGAACCAUCUCCACCAUGGAAGACACAGAACAAUGCAACAAAUGUCCAGCAGAUCAAUAUCCAAAUAACAACCGAGAUCACUGUAUCCCCAAGAUUAAGACUUUUCUAUCCUAUCAAGAAAAAUUGGGAAUCAUCCUGACUUCCAUUGCCUUGUUCCUCUCUUUAAUCACAUGCUUUGUCUUGGGAAUCUUCAUUAAAUUCCAAGAAACUCCCAUUGUCAAAGCCAACAAUCGAGAUCUCUCUUAUAUCCUUCUUGUUUGUCUCCUGCUUUCCUUCUUCACCUCCUUCUUGUUCAUUGGCCAGCCAAGGAGAGCAACCUGCCUUCUUCGACAAACAGCAUUCAGCAUCAUCUUCUCUGCUGCCAUUUCUUCAAUCUUGGCUAAAACAAUCACAGUGGUGAUGGCUUUCUGGGCCACAAAACCAGGGAAUCAAGUGCAGAGAUGGCUAGGAAAGAGUUUGGCCAACUCCAUCAUCCUUUCUUGCUCUGGUCUCCAAGCUGUUGUCUGCAGCAUCUGGCUUGUCACUUUCCCCCCAUUUCCUGAAUCCGACAUGUAUUCACUCUCUGGAGAAAUCAUACUACAGUGCAAUGAAGGUUCUGUCACCAUGUUUUAUGGUGCCCUUGGCUACAUGGGCUUUUUGGCUGCCAUCUGCUUCACAGUGGCUUUCCUGGCCAGGAAUCUGCCUGGGGCCUUCAAUGAAGCCAAGCUGAUUACCUUCAGCAUGCUGGUCUUCUGCAGUGUCUGGCUGUCCUUCGUGCCUACAUACUUGAGUACCAAAGGGAAGUACAUGGUGGCCGUGCAGGUCUUCUCCAUCUUGGCUUCCAGUGCAGGAAUUCUGGGCUGCAUCUUCAUGCCCAAGUGUUUCAUUAUUUUCCUAAGACCAGAUAUGAAUACAAAAGAACAUUUGAUGUCAAAAUAA
This is a messenger RNA of Crotalus tigris (Tiger rattlesnake), 1380 nucleotides long. Its product is annotated as vomeronasal type-2 receptor 26-like. Bases 1 to 1380 code for a protein of 459 amino acids. Gene Ontology annotation, cellular component: membrane. Gene Ontology annotation, molecular function: G protein-coupled receptor activity. Lineage: Eukaryota; Metazoa; Chordata; Lepidosauria; Squamata; Viperidae. The record is from RefSeq and is a predicted model, not a curated record. Gene Ontology annotation, biological process: G protein-coupled receptor signaling pathway. The transcript has 4 exons.